AUGUCUUUAGAAUAAGAUCAAGCGUCUGAAGAUUUUCCUCUUGUGGCAUUCUAAGAGGAGUAUGGAGUAUUUGAUCCCUUUUUUAAUACUUUGAAGAAAUUUGGUUGGAAGCAGGCUUCAAUUGAUUAAUAAUGCCAAAAACUUGCAUCUUCUGGUGAAAUAAUGCUAUUUUUUAUCAAAGUCUAUGCUCUAUUGGCUGGAAUGCUUGUUUCUUUUUAUUUGAUGACUUUUAUAUUAUUGUUUACAAAGUCGUAGAAAUUAAAAGAAAAUGAGACUUUUAACUUCCAUUUUGCUCUUUAUUAUGGGAGCUUUGCUAUUACGAUAGCAUUAGGAAUAGCAGGAUAUGUCUUGGAUAAAACUAGGCAGUUUCCUUUAAAUUUGAUAUUUUACUUUACAUUCACGAUUGGAGCAGCCUAUAGUUUUGGUUAUCCUCUAUCAUUGUUGUUAUAGUAUGGCUACUAUUCUGGCGAAGAUUGGAUAAUCCUGUUAUAUUUUUUUACAAUGACUUUAGGAUGUUACGCAUGCUUAAUUUUAUUCUUAAUUAGAAGAUAGUCUUCAUUAAAUUCAAAUCGUAAUAAUUUCAUCAUUUAUUAAGUGAUCAUAUUCUCAAUUAUUGGUGUGAUGAUAUUUCUGUUAUUCAUAUUUAUCAUGACUGCUCCUUAUUAUGUUGGAGUAUUAAUUGCUUGCUUUUUUUGCCAUGUAAUCUAUGGAGGUCUGCUCAUAAUAGAUACAAAAUUGAUGAUAUCAGGAAAAUUUUCGCUUAAGACAAAUUAGUAUGUUUCUGGUGCUCUCUACUUGUACUUAGAUAUUACUGUCUUAAUUUUAUAUUUUAUUGGUUGUAUCAUAUAUACAAUUCUAAAGACGUUGUUGUAAUGUUUAGAGGAAUGUUGUAAGAAAUUGCCAGACUGCUUAAAAGCAUGUUGUUAGUGUUUGGCAGACUGCUGUUAAGGUUGCCAUUAAUGA
Paramecium tetraurelia is the source of this 963-nucleotide messenger RNA. RefSeq lists its product as uncharacterized. Lineage: Eukaryota; Ciliophora; Oligohymenophorea; Peniculida; Parameciidae. Gene Ontology annotation, cellular component: membrane. The transcript has 3 exons. The record is from RefSeq and is a predicted model, not a curated record.